UUUCCGUUGUUUCCUGUGAGUGCGCAUGCGUUUUCCUUCCUGCUCGGGUUUCGCGGGUUGCUUUCAAUUCGCGGCAAAGCUGUGUACUGCGUACGUUUAGUUUAUUAUUAUUUUUGGCUUAAGCCUUUACAUAUACUUUUUAUUUUUAACAAUGAGCCUAUGGCUUGAUAAAUAUCGACCCUCUUCACUUAACAAACUAGACUAUCACAAGGAGCAAGCCUCCCAGCUGAAGAAUCUGGUGCAGCAUGGCGACUUUCCUCAUUUGCUUGUAUAUGGUCCAUCAGGUGCUGGUAAGAAGACUCGAAUAAUGUGUUUGCUGCGGGAGCUGUAUGGUGCCGGUGUAGAAAAACUCAGAAUUGAGCAUCAAACCAUAACCGCUCCAUCAAAAAAGAAAAUUGAAAUCAGCACUAUAGCAAGCAACUACCACCUAGAAGUCAAUCCCAGUGAUGCUGGAAAUAAUGAUCGUGUGGUUAUUCAGGAACUCCUAAAAACAGUAGCUCAGUCACAGCAGAUCCAGACUAGUACUCAGAGGGAUUUUAAAGUUGUAAUUUUGACCGAAGUUGACAGGCUUACCAAAGAUGCCCAGCAUGCACUGAGGAGAACAAUGGAAAAGUAUAUGGCCAACUGCAGGCUCAUUUUAUGUUGCAACUCCACAUCUAAAGUGAUUCCUCCAAUUAGAAGUCGGUGCCUGGCAGUUCGUGUGCCUUUGCCAAGUGUGGAAGAGAUCUGUACUGUACUCAUCGGUGUAUGCAAGAAGGAAGGUCUAAGUCUCCCGGCAGAGCUGGCAAAAAGAAUCGCAGAGAAAUCUGGAAGAAACCUUCGUAAAGCUUUACUAAUGUGUGAGGCCUGCAGAGUGCAGCAGUUGCCAUUUUCUGCUGACCAAGAUAUACCAGAAACAGACUGGGAAGUGUACCUCCGAGAGACGGCAAAUGCUAUUGUCAGCCAGCAGUCUCCACAGAGAUUACUUGAAGUUCGUGGAAGACUUUAUGAACUUCUGACACACUGCAUUCCACCUGAAAUCAUAAUGAAGGGCUUGUUGUCUGAACUUCUGAACAACUGUGAUGGGCAUUUAAAAGGAGAAGUUGCACAAAUGGCUGCAUAUUAUGAACAUCGGCUACAACUGGGCAGCAAAGCAGUUUAUCACCUGGAGGCAUUUAUUGCAAAAUUUAUGGCGGUGUACAAGAGGUUUAUGGAGGACGGAUUGGAAGCUAUGAUGUUUUAAAAAAUGCACACUUUAAGUAGAAAUUAGCAAUCUUUGUCAUGCAUUCAUAUUGUGUUGUAUUGCUUUUUCUUUAUAUUUUAUGUUUUUUGCAUAAGAAGUAAACUGUUUCUGCUAAUCCAAGUGUAAACACUUUGCCUUUUAAGUACACCACCUGCAGUAAUGGAGAGCUUGUAGGUGUUACCAGUUAGUGUACAGUGACCAGUAACUUCAUAAGGUAAGUGACUGAGUCAUAUCUGGUAGCAACUA
Erpetoichthys calabaricus (reedfish) is the source of this 1468-nucleotide messenger RNA. RefSeq names its product replication factor C (activator 1) 3 (gene rfc3). Gene Ontology annotation, cellular component: nucleus; DNA replication factor C complex. Gene Ontology annotation, molecular function: ATP hydrolysis activity; DNA clamp loader activity; DNA binding. The record is from RefSeq and is a predicted model, not a curated record. NCBI's taxonomy places the organism in Eukaryota, Metazoa, Chordata, Cladistia, Polypteriformes, Polypteridae. Bases 152 to 1222 code for a protein of 356 amino acids. Gene Ontology annotation, biological process: DNA repair; DNA-templated DNA replication. The transcript has 9 exons.